CAGUUGCAUUUAAUUUAAAUUUGAGAGUGGUAUUUGUUUGAAAAAUUAAUGAUUUCGUCGAUUAGUUUCAAUCUAAUCAAAUGAAAAAUGUGAAUGAUUGUGAGAGCAACACACUGUUUAAAACUCACCCCACGUUCUAGAAUUUUUACCGCUAAAGGAUAUAAUUAAAUAAAGAUGAAGUUCCCCGUCGGCGUUUUCCUCCUCAUCGUCGUAGGUCACGUGUCAUCGACUGUCUUAAUCGCCGAUAAUACAAUGUCAAAAAUGAUUGAAUUGACAACCAAAGCGCCAUUUUGUCACGUCCACACUGACAGAGGGAAAAUUCGAGAUAUGUUGUUCAGUUCCGAUCCGCGAAAAAUCCGUCAAAUGUCGGAUGAGUCAAUUGCCAAACUUGUGGAUAUCUGUGUGAAUAAUGGGGUGCGAUCGGCGCAUCAAGGGGGCUUUAUUUAUCCGGGAACCAAAUGGUGCGGUCCUGGAACCAUCGCGACGAAUUUCACAGAUUUGGGGUACCACACCAAGGAGGAUAUAUGUUGUAGAGAUCAUGAUAAUUGUCCCAAUAAUUUAAUGAGGGGUGAAUGUAGACAAGGGAUUUGUAAUGAUUCGCCAUUUACGAGGUCGCAUUGUGAUUGCGAUGCGACUUUUCGACGAUGUUUGCAGAAUGUCAACACUGAAACGGCAAACACAAUCGGGGCGAUUUUUUUCAAUGUGGUUCAAGUGAUUUGUUUCAAGGAACGAAGUCCCUGCUCCAAACAACAAAGUGAUUGCAUGGCAGAAUUUGUAAAAUCUGGUCGUUAUGUUGGUAGUCCUUACCCUCGCUUCGAUUGGAGAAAUAAACACGAAUUUUUUAUUAAUAUUAUUUUGAGAAAAUUGAGACUGUUGUAAUUUGUUGGCAGGACUGGUUAUACGCAAGCCGAAGGUGAUAAAGUUUGCUCUCAGUGGAAUUACAGACCUUCCGAAAAAUAUGUUCCAUUAAUGCCUCGAUCUUUUAAGUAGAAAUUCUACAGGGAACGCAAUAAAUAAACACACUGUAUCACAUCUCAGUCAACGAUUUAGUACAAUAAUACGAGUAUUUUAGAUUUUACACUUAAUAAGGGCCACGUUUGGUCAAUUUUUGUAGUUUUAGUCUCGAAAACAAUAAUCAGAGUUGUGAUAUUUUAAGUUAGGCUGUUUCAAUAAUAUCGUACUGUAUUCAGUAGAAUGUUUCAUAAAUGAAUGUCAGAAAUAAAAGUUUUCAUGUCGCAAAA
Messenger RNA from Tribolium madens (black flour beetle), 1241 nucleotides. RefSeq names its product acidic phospholipase A2 PA4. Bases 175 to 879 code for a protein of 234 amino acids. NCBI's taxonomy places the organism in Eukaryota, Metazoa, Arthropoda, Insecta, Coleoptera, Tenebrionidae. Gene Ontology annotation, biological process: phospholipid metabolic process; arachidonate secretion. The record is from RefSeq and is a predicted model, not a curated record. The transcript has 4 exons.